AGCUAAUAUCUCGAGUGCUUGUGCUUUUUGACAAAUGCUCAUGCAGCGCAAUCAAACGGCAAAUUGAAGUUUUUUUUCCUUUUUCAUCUUUUGCUACUCAAGUUGCCUCGUUGGCUUUUCAUCAUCUUCCAGAGGCUGUGUCAGGCACGAGACAUGUCGGGCCGGUUGAAUCAUCAGCAUGCGGCGUAUGCCUGGCGUCAGGAGCAGGUGAACAACCGGGUUGAGGCGAUACAGCAGGUGAAUCGUUAUUACGACCAUUGGGGUCAGGUGACGUCGCGCUAUGAGAACUGGACCAAUAAGGAGUAUUACGACAAGGCCGACAAGCAACUGCAGCAGCGCAAGACUCAGCAGCAAAAGGAGCUUGAGCUGAAUGAGCGUCGCAUCAAGCUGCGGCAGCUUCUAGAUCAGGAUAAUAAUGUCUACGAUCUGGAACUGGGUCGCAAGCGUCGGCCUCGUGACGCACCCGCUGAUAUUAAGACUCUAGAGUCCAUUAACCAGUCAAUCCAGGAGCAGGAGCAGCUCAAGCGUAAACUGGAAUUGGAGGCCAAAUUGUACGGUCGCUGGCGCCAUGGCGUUGACGACGAAAAGCUGCUGUAUCAGUCCAAGUCCAACAACGAGGUACUGGCCAAACUCAACUGGCUGGACAAACAAAUAGAGCAGGAGCAGCAUCGAGAGGAGCGCGAGGCACUAGCCGCCGAGCAGCAGCUGUUGCUCCAACAGGAGAUGAGUCGAACCGAGCAGGCGCAGAAGGAGCGUCAGCUUAUACGCGAACAGGAAAUCAAGGAUAUACGCGCACUCCAGGAAUCGCAUAUGGCGGAGCUGAAAGAGCGCCAGGGGCAGGCGGAAAAGCUGAAGCAGGAGGAACAAAAUUUCCGCCUAUUUAUAACGGAACUCGAAAAGGAGAAAAGCCUGUUGGAGGAGUCCACAGCACUGAUGUUGCGUCAGUCGGAUGUAAAGCAGGCCUUCAAUCAGAAGAAGAUCAAGAUCUUCAUACGCAAUCGCAACGAGGCCUUUUGCAAACAGAUCUUGCUAUGCAUAAAUCUGCUCGAGCGCAUAGCCAAGUAUGCCAUUAGGACGGAGCAGCUGCAAGGUGUGCUCAAUAAAUGCAAGGAUCAACUGGAAAACGAAAAACUGGCCGCCAAUCAAAUCGAUACGAUGUACGAGUCAGAGGCCAAAUAUCAAUUGCAGAAAUGCGAGGAGAAUUGGCGUGAACAGCAUUUGCAGCGCUUCGGCGACAUCAACAGGAUAAUCGAGCAGGAGCAGCAGCUGCUGAGCGGCAUGCUGCGCGAGAAUGUCACCGAGCAGGAGUCGAUCGUCGAGCUGCGUGCCACACACAUUGCGGGCAUUGAGCAAGCCACCAAGAAGCUAGAGCAGCUCAUCAAAGAAGAUGAGCUCUCUUCGCCACGCUCCGAAGAAGGCAUAGAAGCCAUCGAAGCCGUGCCCUGUGAUAAACCCGAGCAGCCAAACGCUUGUCCCAGUCAGAUCGAUGCCGGCGAAGAGAAUGACCUGAUGCCCAAGGUCAGCGACUCCUUUACCAAUCUCAAUCUAGAUGUCUGGCAGGAUCUGCCGCCCGUACGUGGACGUGUGGAUACGCCACGCCUUGACAAUACGCGCUCAAUGAACGUUGUCGACCCACUAACAUCCGUUCCGCCCAAGUUUGCACGCAAACGCGUUGUCUGGACCUAAUUGCUCCAACGACGCACCACUUAAAUUUUAAAUGUACUUUUGACUAUUAACCUAGAUAAUCAAUG
This is a messenger RNA of Drosophila hydei, 1751 nucleotides long. RefSeq names its product trichoplein keratin filament-binding protein. Gene Ontology annotation, cellular component: keratin filament. Gene Ontology annotation, biological process: apoptotic process. The transcript has 2 exons. The record is from RefSeq and is a predicted model, not a curated record. Bases 154 to 1686 code for a protein of 510 amino acids. Lineage: Eukaryota; Metazoa; Arthropoda; Insecta; Diptera; Drosophilidae.